This is a messenger RNA of Sphaeroforma arctica JP610, 426 nucleotides long. RefSeq lists its product as hypothetical. The record is from RefSeq and is a predicted model, not a curated record. The coding region runs from base 1 to 426 and encodes 141 amino acids. The transcript has a single exon. NCBI's taxonomy places the organism in Eukaryota, Ichthyosporea, Ichthyophonida.
AUGAUCCUUAAGUCGGAAAAUCCUGAGUUCGAAGGACAAAAACAAAGCAGCGGAGAAACACUCAUACCGUGCGGAUGGUCUAAAGAAACUAUCUCAGAUCGCUUGUCGCGGGGAUGUAGCUAUGUCGUCCGGCAUAACGACGGCUUCUAUGCGUUGGCUAUGGCCGAUCCCAAGCUCUGGCAGUUUCGGGAUCACCAGGGCCAACUUUGGUGCUUCCUGGCGCUCCCUAUGAAGGCUAUGUUCUCACCAGCAUGGUUCCACCUGCUGAUGGAUAUGUUCAUAGGGGCUACGUUCUCACCAGCAUGGUUCCAGAUGCUGAUGGAUGUGUUCCGCUGGAUAUCGAGAAGAAGAGGAAUCCGAAUGAUUCUGUACGUGGUCGACCUUCAACUAUUAGGUCACCCACGGAUCAUCAUGAAGCAGAAGUGA